Molecule: messenger RNA, 1651 nt
Organism: Neoarius graeffei (lesser salmon catfish)
Lineage: Eukaryota; Metazoa; Chordata; Actinopteri; Siluriformes; Ariidae
Gene: jam2a
Product: junctional adhesion molecule 2a
Exons: 11
Coding region: 161-1093 (310 amino acids)
Biological process (GO): leukocyte tethering or rolling
Cellular component (GO): cell surface; tight junction; protein complex involved in cell adhesion
Source: RefSeq, a predicted model, not a curated record
AGUACCAGUCGUGUCUCGGAUUAAAAGGACUUGUCUGCUAUACACACACACACACCUGUUUGGAGAAAGGAAAACUCUCAGACAGCACAGGACUCUUGUUAUCCUUCAAAGCUCUAAGAGCUGACAUACUCAUCUGACAGCACAAUAAAAUCAGGAUAAAAUGAAGAUUCUUGCUUUCCUGCCAGCACUAUUAUUCCUGUUAAUCCAGAGUGUUCCUGUUGCUCCCGUCACAGUCACCACCUCCAGCCCCAUCGUAAAGGUGGAGGAAUACUCAGAGGCCAAGCUUUCCUGUGAGUUUAAGACAGAGAAAGAUCAGAAUCCUCGCAUUGAGUGGAAGAAAAAAGAUACUGGCACCUCCUUUGUCUACUUUAAUGGCACCUUCAUAGGAUCUUUUGUGGGACGUGCAAAUAUUGAAGGGGCAACAAUAACAUUACAGAAGGUGUCACUGAAGGAUGCUGGAGAAUAUCGCUGUGAGAUCAGCGCAUCUGGUGACAAAGUCCAGCUGGGAGAGACCAGUAUCACUCUAAAAGUGUUAGUACCUCCACAUGUCCCAUCCUGUGAGAUCCCGAGCUCUGCGCUGACUGGAUCUUUGGUGAUGCUGCGCUGUAAGGACCAGUACAGUAUUCCUCCUGCAAACUACACCUGGUACAAAGACAAGAAGCCUGUCUUUCCAUCGCGCCAUGCCAAUGCCACUUAUUCUGUCAACAAGAAGACCGGAAUUCUUACAUUUCAUACAGUUACCAUAGCCGACGCAGGACUGUACCACUGCGAGGCCAACAAUGGGGUUGGAAAGUCAAAGAGCUGCGUAGGAAAUCACAUGACAGUUGAUGAUCUAAAUGUCCCAGGGAUCGUAGCUGGGAUUGUAAUUUUGUGCCUGAUUAUAUGUUUAUGCACCCUUGGAGUCUGUUAUGCCCACCGACAAGGCUACUUUAACCGACACAGAGGAAGGUCAUUCUGGAUCCAACAGUGUCAUGGAGUGGCUCACAUCAGCAGCCAGAACCUCAACAGAUCAGAGGACAUCCCCCAUGCUGGUUAUGGACCUCCUUCACAAAAUGUUCAAGACUUCAAACACACACAGUCAUUUAUGCUGUAAACCUUCCUCAAAUCAAAAACACCCAUUCAGCAUUUACACACCCUGGAACUGGAGACUGGUGCUUACUCUCACUGUUACUGUGGACGUGAACGGGACACGAAAUCAGAAUUUAUCUUUCAUGUAUGACUGCUAUGGGGAUAUCUAUCCUCUAAAAAAAAAGACUUGGGGUGGUAGUGCUGUGUGGAACUCAAUGAAACUGUAUUAAACCAUUGCCUUACUGUGUUCUUUGCCUACUUCUGCCCUCUGGUGGAUACACUAUGCACACAAACAUAAUCAUAGCUGAAAUGUGCAACACUUUGGAGUUAAGGGUGAGCCUCUUUAAAUCAUAUUCGUAUAAAGCCCAUGUUAUUACAGAGUUUACAACUUGAUGUUCCCUGCAUCUCCCUGUGCCUUGCUAAAGGAAUAUUACCAAGAAUUGAACUUUUUCGAAUGCCUCCCAUGAGUGAAACGACCUUUUAUUGUAUGUAAUUAAGACUGUAUUUGGAACUGUGCUUUUUCAUUUUAACUGUACAGUAUGUGUUUUGGUUGAAAUGCAUGAAUGACUUGCUGUAUAUUUUG